CCAAGUCCAAGUGCCUCCUCGAUCCUUGUCCGGUCGUCCCUCUCGAACUCGAGCACGCAGCCGGCAGGGAAGAGACAAGCGCCGGAGCCAGAGAAGCCUGCGGCCAGGCCACUAGGCCAGGGUACUCCGGGGAGGCGAGGGAGCGCUUGAGGGCAACAGGAAAUUGCAUUUUCGUUUUGACCUUGGGCCCCUGCUGUCCCACCGCCGGUAAUGGCGGCGAAGGUGCGGUUCGGCCUACUGGUGGCGAUGUUCCAGGCCAUGUCGGGCGACAAGAGUUCGGCGAAGAAGCGCGGCCGCCUGCGCGCGUUCCUCGACCGCGCCUACGUGCCCUGUGGCGGUAGGGAUGACUACUUCAGCGCGCUCCGCCUCGUGCUGCCGGGGCUCGACCGUGAGCGCGGCUCCUACGGUCUCAAGGAGGCGGCCCUCGCCGCCGUGCUUGUGGACGCCCUUGGCAUCGCCAAGGACUCUACCGACGCCGUCCGGCUCACCAACUGGCGCCGCGGUGGGGGUGGCCGCAACGCCGGCAACUUUUCGCUUGUGGCCGCUGAGAUCUUGCAACGGAGGCAAGGUAUAACUUCUGGCGGAUUGACGAUAAAGGAGGUCAAUGAUGCACUUGAUCGUCUAGCUACAACUGAGAACAGGUCUGAGAAGGCUUUAAUACUUUCCAAUCUGAUCAAGAAAACCAAUGCCCUUGAAAUGAAGUGGCUUCUGAUGAUAAUUCUUAAAGAUUUGAAAUUAGGGAUAAGCGAGAAGAGCAUAUUCGAAGAAUUUCAUCCUGAUGCGCAAGACUUGUUCAAUGUCACUUGUGACUUGAAAUUUGUCUGUGAGAAGCUCAAUGAUCGAAGCCAAAGGCAUAAACGCCAGGAUAUAGAAAUUGGGAAGGCUGUCAGGCCUCAGCUAGCUUUGAGAGUUCGUGAUUCUUCAGUUGCUUGGAAGAAGCUUCAUGGAAAACAAGUAGUUGCUGAGUGCAAAUUUGAUGGUGACCGUAUUCAAAUCCACAAAAAUGGGGAAGAGAUUCAUUUCUUCUCUAGGAGCUUUCUUGAUCACACUGAAUACGCACCUGGGAUGUCAAAGAUUAUUAAAGAAAAUAUCUUGGUUGACAGAUGUAUAUUGGACGGAGAAAUGCUUGUCUGGGACACUGUACUUAACCGUUUUGCUGAAUUUGGCUCAAACCAGGAAAUAGCUAAGGCUGCAAGAGAGGGAUUGGAGACUGAUCGACAGUUGUGUUAUGUUGUUUUUGACAUCCUUUAUGCUGGAGACACCAGUGUUAUCCACCAAAGUUUGACGGAGCGGCAUCAAAUUCUGCAGAAGGUUGUGAAACAGUUAAAGGGUCAUCUUGAGAUUUUGAUCCCAAGACGUGGUUUAAAUGUCCCUCGCCCUUCAGAUGAACCAUGCUGGUCGAUUAUUGCACAUAAUGCUGAAGACGUUGAUAAAUUCUUCAAAGAGACUAUCGAGAACAGAGAUGAGGGCAUUGUACUGAAGGACCUUGAUUCCAAAUGGGAACCUGGUGAUCGAAAUGGAAAGUGGCUUAAACUAAAGCCUGAUUAUAUACACGCGGGUGCCGAUCUGGAUGUUAUUAUUAUAGGGGGAUACUAUGGAUCAGGACGUCAAGGUGGAGAGGUCGCACAGUUUUUAGUUGGCCUUGCAGUCCCUUCAGAUGAUAAUAGUUAUCCCAAAAGGUUCCUUUCGUUUUGCCGAGUUGGUACUGGCCUCUCUGAUGAAGAGCGUGAUGCUCUUGUCACCAAACUGAACCCUUAUUUCAGGAAAAAUGAGUACCCCAAAAAACCACCAAAAUUCUAUGAAGUUACAAAUAACUCAAAGGAGAGACCAGAUGUUUGGAUUGAAAGUCCUGAUAAGUCAGUCAUAAUAUCUGUAACAAGUGACAUUCGUACAAUCAAGUCUGAGGUAUUUGCUGCUCCAUACUGUUUGAGGUUCCCCCGUAUUCAGCGAGUGAGAUAUGACAAGCCAUGGCAUGAGUGCCUUGAUGUGCAGGCAUUUGUGGACAUUGUGCAUUCAAAUAAUGGUACAAUACAAAGGGUGGCAGAUGAUAAUAGCCUGAAGAAUGAUGACACAAAACAUUCAAGAACAAACAAAAAAGUAGAGAAGUGUGUCUCAAUCAUCCCUUCACAUUUCAUGAAAACUGAUGUAUCAGGUCUCAAGGGAGAAACCUUGAUAUUUGCCAACCUGAUUUUCUAUUUUGUCAACAUUCCAUCAUCAUAUAAUCUCGAAUAUUUUCAUAAACUGGUUGUGGAAAAUGGGGGAUCUUUCUCCAUGAAUCUCAAUGACUCUGUUACACACUGCAUAGCUGCGGAGAAGAAAGGUAUCAAAUAUCAGGCAGCUUUACGACAGGGAAGAAUCAUUCACUAUGAGUGGAUAUUAGACUGUUGCAAGGAAAAACAUCUUCUUCAUUUGCAUCCUAGGUAUAUACUAUUUAUUGCUGAUUUCGCUAGGCACAAAUUUCCUGAAGAGAUCGAUUCAUACGCUGACUAUUACUACUGGGACAUUGAAAUUGCUGACCUCAAGCAGAUUUUCUGUAACAUUGACAAAGUUUCUGGUGAUUCAAACAUGGUUAUUCAGUACAAAAAGAAGCAUUGCAUAGAUGAAAGAUUCUGUUUCUUCCAGGGUUGCUGUGUCUACUUGCAUAAUGCGCCCUUAGUGAAUGCGGACUACAAUGUAAUAUCUGAUCUUGCACUGAAGAGGGUGAAGCAGGAUCUAACAAUGCAUGGUGGUCAAGUCUGCAGCAGUAUUGCUCCAGCUACUCAUUUGGUAGUAGUUUCGGUUUUACAGGUCUAUAACUUUGAUAACCUGUACAAGAGCUUCCCUCCCGCUGAAAGACGUUAUCUACAUGACAAAAGAUUACAUGUUGUCAGUAACAAGUGGUUGGAAGAUUCAGUGGAGAAACAAAUGAAGCUCUCUGAAACUGCUUACAGCCUUAAACCAGAUACACUAGAAGAACUAGAAAUUAAAAGGAGUGAGGAAAAUGUUCAGCCUCCGGAGCAUAAGUUUGAGGAACACAAGGAGGUUGAAAGAUCUCAUGCGGAAAAUAUGCCAAGGAAAAGGAGUAGGCCAACCAGUUCAAGAACUGCAAGGGCUGCUCCUAGAGCAGUCCGCCGAAUAAGGCCUAGAAGAGGAAACCAGAAAGCAAAAAUAGGUGAUGUUGAAUCUGAAGAAAGUGGCCCCAGCGAAUGCCAAGAUGAUGAAAAUUUGGACACAGAUGAUACCUCUAAGAUUGAAGAAGGUAUUACCAACAAAAACAAAGGACUCCCUGCACCUGCUUCAAAACCAGCCUGGAGAACAGGGGCUACAAAAGGAAAUCAGCAUACAAAAAUAGAUGACAGCGGAUCUGAAGAAAGUGGGCCUUGUGAAACAGCGCAAGAUGAUUACAUCUCUAAGAUGGAAGUAGAUAACAUUGAUAAUGACCGUGGACCACCGCCAGGUGCUCAGCUUUUCACGUUGGGGGAGCAAGAGGUCAAAGGUGUCAAAUUGAACACCGUGGAGGAGAAACAAGACAGCCCUUUCCAGAGAACAACCGCUGCUGAAGCGAUGAGUAGCACGCCUGGUGAGAAGAUAGAACAAAUGGCUGAUCCGUUGCACGCCAUGCUUCUGGAUAUGUUGCCACUCCUGGGCCAGAAAAGGACAGAAGAUACAAGCAAGGCGCCCUUGGCGAAAGCUGAGAAGGAUCCACCUGCGAUAGGAAGCUCCACAUCCAAUUCUGAGAUUCUGUUGCCAGAUGCUGGAACAUCCGGGGUUCCAGCCCCAGAGCCAAGUGCAGCUCCACCAAAGAAGAAAAAAGUGAGUUACAGAGAUGUCGUUAGUGAACUUCUGAAAGAUUGGUGAGCGAGCUUGGUCAGUGGGGAUAGCCUGCAGUCUAUGUUUUACUCCCGUAAUCGCUAUCUUUGUAAAUAGGACAGCGCCAUCUAAGUAACCAUGUUUGUAGGGUCACCUUGGCUGCUUGUCGUGCCCUGCCCUCUGGAGCUCACUUGUUUUGCCUGUUGAGAAUUUUGACUGUUAAGCCUAACAACACUGACGUUGAGUUGGACCAAUAUGCACGCGGAAUGCUAGGAUUCUACAAAGUGGAAGUGGAAGCCUGUUGUCCGCUCUCUGCAAUUGGUUUUGGAUCUUUGCACUGCAGCCAAUGUUGUCGCUUUCGCUGUAUACGAGAAUGUGGUCUGAGCCGAAGCCGAGAAAGAGGAAGCUCUCCGUUUGGCGGCCUCGGCGUGUGGUCGUCGUGCGCUGUGCCGUGCCGGGCCGAGUCGGUUUACCACCAAACUGGCGUGUGUCUGAAACGAAAAGGAGGGGAAUGGAGUCAUGGAGAUUUGUCGCCGAAUCGCCGUUAUUUCACGCUUGUCGGACCAUUCACUGUUGCUCGAUCGAGUCUCGACUCUCGACUGUGCAAGUCGUUGGAUUGGACAUUUGGACCACAGCAGAGUCUGUAGAGGUAGUAGCAGUAUUCACCAACGUACUGACUGGAUUAUUCUCUCUCUUUUAAAAGAAACCCUGACUGGAUUUUUCUUC
Molecule: messenger RNA, 4515 nt
Organism: Zea mays
Lineage: Eukaryota; Viridiplantae; Streptophyta; Magnoliopsida; Poales; Poaceae
Product: putative DNA ligase 4
Exons: 28
Coding region: 211-3837 (1208 amino acids)
Biological process (GO): nucleotide-excision repair, DNA gap filling; double-strand break repair via nonhomologous end joining; DNA recombination
Cellular component (GO): DNA ligase IV complex
Molecular function (GO): DNA binding; ATP binding; DNA ligase (ATP) activity
Source: RefSeq, a predicted model, not a curated record